UAUGGCCGUGUUAGGGCCAAAUGUGAGUGUAAAUAUGAAUGGUCAUAGUAAUAUUCAUAGUCAGUUAACAAAAUCUUUAGAAAGAAUUUUAGAAGAUGCGUAUUUGAGUGGUGAAUUAAAAUUAAGCGGACGUAAGUUAAGAGAUUUCCCGAAACCAGUGAAAUAUGACUUGAGUGAUACAGUUGUUGCUGAUUUGUCAAAGAAUCGGUUCAGCGAAUUGCCGGAAGAAGUAACCACAUAUAUAUAUUUAGAGAAGUUAGUGUUGUCACAAAAUAUCAUCAGGAGUAUACCAGAUGCAGUUGGUGGAUUACAGUCACUCACAUAUUUAGAUCUCAGUUCAAACCAGCUAACAGAGUUGCCUCGUGAGGUAUGUAUGAUGCCGUUACAAGUUCUUCUUCUACCGGACAAUCUCCUGACGAGUUUACCGAAAGAGAUCGGCAAGAUGACAUCUUUAGCGGAAUUGGACGCGUCAAACAAUAGGCUAACACAAGUUCCAAUGAACCUUGGAGACUGUGCUGGUCUUCGAUGUUUAAACCUUAGCAAUAACCAGCUGGGGUUACUGCCGUUACAGAUCACGUACCUCCGACUCGAGCACUUGGACGUGAGCUGUAAUUGUAUAUCUUCGCUUCCAUUAGAGCUCCGCAAUAUGAACACGAUUAUAACAUUGAAUUUGGACAACAAUCCUCUCGUGUCACCACCCACUACAAUUUGCAUGCGCGGGCGCGUGCACAUAUUCAAAUAUCUCGAGAAUAUGGCGAUAAAGGAUUCGUUGCCGGCACACAGAAGAGUAGACGAAACGAGACGGUCAGCGAAGCACACAUCGUACAUCAGCACACCCAACAGCGGAACACAUCAGAUCACGUCGGGUAACGCGACCAUCGACUGCCUGAGACACAAACCGAGACACGUCGUGGACAGCGGAUACUGUACUGAUGGCGUGGAGAAGAGGUGGUCGAACGAUGCGUGUGGCGAGGCGGGCGGCGGGUCGGGCCGCUCCACUCCCAGCACGCCCUCCACGCUGUCGCCCGGCGCCGCUCUGUCGCGGGCGCAGUCUCUGUCCAGCGAAACUCCCCUCGCCCCCCUCACGCCUAUACUCACAGGCCUCCGUAUAUCACCUGAAGGGAACAUUUCGAAUGGCGAGGAUAAGAGUAAAUUAGCUCAUCAGCAAACGUACAGACAAUACAAAGAAGCCCUAAGACAGCAGCGUCAGCAGGACGUGUACCGGCCGCGCUGCGACCAGCCCUCCCCCUCUCCCGAGCUGGACUCCAACCCGCACUCCCUCAACCAGAGCCCCGUGCACUUCCAGAAGUCCCCUCACUCGCCCAUCAACGGAUAUAGUAACGUAUCUCCCUACAACCGUUCGUUGUCCUCGAACUCCACAACCUCACCUAACGCUUCCAUUGUCGCACCCAACUCCCCCGUCCUCCAUUCGACGCCCCGAAGAUUUCAAGCACAGAACGGCAAUCAGGAAAAGGUGGAGGAGACGAAACGACCCGUCCAAAAAGUCGUUCCGUCGCGAAACGUCAACAAAAUGUACACGUCCGUCAACGGCAACGUCGACUACACGCGACUGAACGGCUCGGACACGUAUUCGAAACCGACCUCCCCGAGCAAGUCUCCCACGAACACGAUAGGGUACACGAACAGUCUCAAAUCGAACAUACCGAGGACGGUGAAUGGUGACGCGAAAUUGUUAACGACGACGGUCUCAUACUUGAAAGGAGCGGGCGCGAAGCCGGCGGCCAAGAUUGCCUGGAAUAAAGACACGCCUCCGGACAAGCUCAGCUUCACCAUGAAGAGAGAGUUCGAUAAGCAGAAGGAGGAGUCGGAACUUCUGCAGCAGUUGAGGACGAUAAUCGAGAGCCGACUGAAGAUGUCGCUGCCGGAGCAGCUGGCGCCGGUGCUGGCGGACGGCGUGGUGCUGUGCCACCUCGCCAACCACGUGCGGCCGCGGUCCGUCGCCUCCGUGCACGUCCCCUCGCCUGCGCAGCCAAAAUUAACAAUGGCAAGAUGUAGAAGAAACGUCGACAACUUUCUGGAGGCGUGUCGAAAAAUAGGAGUCGAAGAGGAGGACGUGUGCGCGGCCGCAGCCGUAGUGUGCUCGGCCGACACGCCCGCCCUGGCGCGCACCGUGCGGGCGCUCCUGGCACACGCCACCGCCGCGAAGGCCCCCCACCCGCCGUCCGACCCGCCGUUCGACCCGCCGUCCGACCCGCCGUCCGACCCGCUGUCCGACAGCCCCGAAUUCGACUCCAUCGAAGUGAACUACGACCGCUCCCGGCACAGGUACGGCGAGGACAGGUACAUCAGCAACUUCAACUACAACGAUCAGGACUACACAUUCGACGAGUCGGAGGAGCACCAGCUCGGGUUCGACGGUAGCGCCGAGUCGCCCCCGGGCGUCCAGUACUCGCCGGUCUACCCCGAGGAGACGAGGGUCCGGGGACCGUACUACCAGAAGAAUAGGAUUCAGUUUGUCACACCGUUCUGCAAGGGCGACGGCGUGUUCAAGAAUGAUAAUUUCGAAAUAUAUGACACGGAUGAGGUCGAUUUUCCGAUCGUCUUGACCGAGAAGACGAUCGACGCGGAUAGAUACGACAGGGGGAAGAUGAAUCUUGACAUACGACGCAAUUACGAUUCCAAUACGACAGCAGUCGAAACUGAAACGGCGAGAGACAGAGAGAAUAGAAUUUUCUAUACUUGUCUAUGCCUCGGAAGUUUUAUUGUGUCUACGAUUGCGCUUAUUCUAUAUCCUCUGUGAAUAAGAGCGGUAGAUUGUUUCCAAUAUUCACCACUGCCUUUCACAUUUGAUCUGAUUUAUCAUAAAAAUAAGACCCUAUUUAUACAGAAACUUUUGCAGCUAUAUACUCAAUAUCAAACUUGCGACAACACCGAUUCACUUUAAGUGACUUGGUUGCGGAUGAAUGAGGAAUAAAUACGCAUUAUAUUAUAUUAAUGCGACUGACUACGCGGCAUGAAAUAUGGAUUGCCUUCAAGAAACAUCGCUAUGGUAUAACAUUUUUACAAAUUGUAAAUUUAAUACAAGAAAACUUCAUGUGUGACGCGACUUUAUCGCUGCAAAAUUAGUCACGUCAUAGAAAUAAGGCUGUAGAAAUGAAUAGUUGUUAGUGUAAUGAAAUACACGGUUAUUUCCAUUUAGUGCACACAAUGCCUUAUAAUGUAUAAUAUAACAGUUAAACUGUGAUCGAAAUCAAAUUGAGGCUGCUGUUUAAGAUUGAAUGCGGCACUUAUAUAUUUCUAUUUAAAAUUACGCACAAAUGAAAUAUCCGAAAAACCAAAAGGUAAUUAAAUAUUUAAAAAAAAACAUAUAUUAAUGCCACACAAAUGAUAGUCUAUGUGAUUUUGUAUUUGAAAAUAUCUUGACUCAGUUGAAAAAUUAUGGAAUUGAAUAGUGAUUUUUUUUUACUAUUGUCUAUUUUUAAUAAAAAUUUUUGAAUAUUUUCUCCAUAAACGAUAGACAAAGUGCCGCUUUCGUAUCUCUUAAGACUGAUGAAAGGAAAUUGAAAGUAUUGAAAUGUUUAAGGAAUUGUAUUACUUUAAUAAAUUCGGUUUGUUGGUACAAGUUUUCAUAGUCAAGUUCGGUGGAAUACGUCGGAUUAAUAUGGACCAAAUCAAAAAUGGUGUGAUUUACAAAUAAUCAAUAUGAGCCAAUGUUCUUAAAAUGAAAAGAUGCGUUCCAGUAAUUAUUUUGAUGUUUUGUGUACAUUUUUAUAUUAUUUAAUGUUAAAAAUAAUUAUAAUCAUUGAUUGUAUUCUCUGUAACAUUUUCUAUCCGUACUUAGAUUGUCAUUUUCAAAGAGAUUCUAUAUUUAAAAUUUCAUGAAAUCACUAACACUCUAAAUAAACUGCCAAACAUAUUUUUUUUAAUUAAGUACACAGGAAUGUUUUUCUAUGUUUAAUGUCUCAUUUUUCACUCUUUUAUAUUUCUUUGCUAUACAUAUUUAAAAAAUAAAUUAUAUAAUUUUUAGGUGAGGUAGGUACUAUUUAUUUAAUUAUUGUUUCGUUAUAAUGUGUUGAUUGAUGUGUGUGUUUUUUUAUAUUUUUAUAUAAAUAAAGAAGAUCUCAAUUUUUGUUUGCAAUGUAAUAUGAUUAUAGGGGUAUGUAUUUACGUUUUAUAUUAUACAUUAAUUUAUUUAAAAACUUAUUUACCCAGGCUUAAGCCGAGCACGGUAUUGAUACAGCUGCGUUAUUUUGAUUCCAUUAUAUACAUAUAAUGAAGUUACAACUUCAGAUAAUCUGAUGUAAUUAUACCACAAGAUAACUACCCUUGUAUAUAAGUCUGUCUUCCUGAAACCGUAUUUUUAUAUGAAUAUUUAAAUUUUAAAUUGAUCAUUUGUAGUGCCAAUGGUAUUCUUACGUUAUAACGAAAUAAUUUUUCAGUUGUAUAAAUACCGUUAUAAAUGAAUCGCAUUAAGUUACGUGUAUCACAAUGACUUAAUUACUAUUGCACUUAUUAAUAAAACGCUUAGAUAUUUUAAUCUUUUUAAAUUAUAUUGUAGUUAUAUUCAUAUGUUUGUAACUUUUUUUGUGUAAAACAAUGUACGCUUCGCAUUAAGUGUCAUAAUGUUAUCGAUGUGUACUGUAAAAUUACGUGCAUAAAAAUUUGUAUGUGCAUAGACCCACACAUACACAAAUGAAGUUUUUUUUACUUGCGUUUCAAUAAAUUGAUAUAUUAUAGUAAGCCGUCUGGAGCGGACUUUAUAAAAAAAAGAGUAAGGAUUACUGCGGUGCAAUGCAUAAAGAUGUAUGAAAUUUGUGAAAAUGAUAAUAAACUCAGUUUGAAAGUACAAUGUUUCACGAAAAUAUUGGUGCAUUAGUUUUUAUGGAUAAUUAAGAUCGUAAUUAUAAUGUACGAAUUAAUUUAAAACGUAGUUCUACCCAAUUGAAUAUUUCUUAUAAAAUAAGAAUCGUAUGCCUUAUUCGAAAUUUCAUAUCGUUAUUGUAUUUUUAAUGCAAACGCGUAAUUAUAAUAUUUAAUCGUAGGCCGUUUACAGUUUAAAAACAUUAAGCAACGAACUUACAAUUAAUAUAAUUAUUGUUUGUAACGAUAUUUCUAUUACAAUAUCUCGGAACCCGGAUUUAUAAUUCAUUCAACUGUAAACGGUUCUCGGUAGUUCGUAGUGAUAUUUAGACUUAUCUUUUGAGGCUUUUUUCGUAUAGUAAUUGGAUAAAAGAUUUUUUUUAAAAGACAUUUUUAAAUUUAAUCAACAAUAACGAAUAUUCCUAAAAAAAUGCCAACCUUACCUGUGUUGCCAACUACUUCGGUGAUUUUGCAUUUAUUCAUAAGCUUGUGUAUUAAAUAUAUUAUUACCCAUAUAUUUACGACUUAGCGACUUGAAAUGUAAAUUAUACUCUUAUUUCAAAUUUGACAUCAAACAAAUAUAUUGUUUGCUUAUCUAACCGCUAGGGGCGCUGUACGCACACUUCACAGACAUUUUUAAUGUAUACACAGUAUCAACUGCUGUAUUGUUAUAUUAAAAAUGUCGUUUCUUUUAUUGAUUUCAUUAUUUUUCUCAACUAUACAAUUUUUUCAAAACUAUUACAAUAGUUUUUAUAGUAAGGUAGAUUAUUCUACAUUUUUGGUCGUUCGAGUCAACA
Nymphalis io (European peacock) is the source of this 5618-nucleotide messenger RNA. It is a transcript of the gene Lrch, whose product is annotated as leucine-rich repeat and calponin homology domain-containing protein. Bases 2 to 2761 code for a protein of 919 amino acids. Gene Ontology annotation, molecular function: protein binding. The transcript has 11 exons. NCBI's taxonomy places the organism in Eukaryota, Metazoa, Arthropoda, Insecta, Lepidoptera, Nymphalidae. The record is from RefSeq and is a predicted model, not a curated record.